UUUUGUCUUGCAGAAAAAGCCACAGAUGGGUCACUACGGUCUGAAGACUGGGCCUUAAAUAUGGAGAUAUGUGAUAUUAUUAAUGAAACUGAAGAAGGACCUAAAGAUGCCAUCAGGGCACUUAGGAAGAGAGUUGUGGGAAACAAGAACUUUCAUGAAGUGAUGCUGGCCUUAACGGCACUUGAGGCAUGUGUAAAGAACUGUGGCCACCGGUUUCACAUUUUGGUCGCCAGCCAGGAAUUUGUUGAGGGUGUGCUUGUGAAAACUAUCCUUCCCAAAAACAACCCCCCAACCAUAGUUCAUGAUAAAGUGCUCAACCUCAUCCAGGCCUGGGCAGAUGCCUUUCGCAGUUCUCCAGACUUAACGGGGGUUGUCAGUGUGUAUGAGGACCUCAGAAGAAAGGGACUGGAGUUUCCAAUGACUGAUUUAGAUACUCUCUCUCCUAUUCACACACCUCAGCCGAGUAUCGCUAAGCCUGAGCCUGCUGCUCGACCAGACUGUCCACCCUUGGAUACAGUACAAAGAAGUGGUUCAGUAAAUCGCUCUGUGCCCUCCCCUUUGCUCACUUCAGCAGGAGGACCCACAGAUAGUGCCGUCACUCCCACAUCAGAUCAGAUAGGAAAGCUUCGCAGUGAGCUGGAGGUUGUAAAUGGGAAUGUGAAAGUAAUGUCUGAGAUGUUGACUGAAUUGGUUCCACAGAAAGCAAAUCAGUCAGAUUUGGAAUUGCUGCAG
Messenger RNA from Staurois parvus, 732 nucleotides. NCBI's taxonomy places the organism in Eukaryota, Metazoa, Chordata, Amphibia, Anura, Ranidae. The record is from the annotation of a GenBank genome assembly.